UUUUCGAUUUUUGCGCAACUUGUUUGUAUCAUUUCUUGAUAUAGUUUGAGAUAUUUAAGAUGAAAAUGUGCGACAUUUAGAUUAUGAAUCAUAUCUGAAUCUUGAUUCGAAAAAGGAUGAUAUACAAAGACAUGUCAGAAAAGAAGGAUUUAAUUUUCAUAUAUUCGGCUAUCAUCGUUUGUUUUGUUACCAAUAUAGAGGGAUGUGGAGACAUCGGGGCGUCAAGUCCGUCAGCCCAUAUCGCCACGACUGGAGCACAAAAUGACCAAACGUUUUUCGUUGAGAGUUCGACGUCGACGUGUUGCGGACUUCUAACCACGUGGAAAUUCUACGCUAGUUCCGCCGGUGACGUCACAGUUCACCAGUGGCGUCAGUCAACCACGACGACCAGUAACUAUGAGUUGAUCUCCAAGCAGACGGUCACGGCGGCUGUUGGUUUGAAUGCGUUCAGUCCCGCCACACCAGUUCUUAUUGAGAUGGGUGAUAACAUCGGAUGGGCGACUACGGGUGCAGAGCUUAUACCGUCAAGCGUCACCCCAGGAAGUACCACACAGAACCAGCAGCUUGCGGCGGGUACGCCCGCCGUGGGGGUGGAGAUUCCCUGGUCACUUACCCAGGAUACUACCAACACGUACGCGUUCGGUGCCGUCAUAACAAGUAACGAAGUCCCGGCGGUGGCAACUGAUUCCGUCACCAUAACGAACAGUAUGACGUCACAAUCUAUUUUCACCAUUGACGUCACGGACACCGACACAGCAGACCUCCUAGAUGCCGAUACAGGCUUAACAGUGACCAAGGCUUCCGGAAGUAGUGAUUUCUCUGUAGUUACCACGGCAACUGGUUUCGACAUAGAGAGUGGGUCUAGCCUAACCUCUGGGACUUAUCCAGUUGUGGUACAGGCCACAGACAGGUGUGGGGACACAGCUACGGCGACCAUUACUGUUAUCGUCGGCAACACAAUUCCUGUCUUCGCCACAACUCCCAUGCAGACAAAUCAUCCUACGUCAAUAAGUGACGUCACAACUGCAGCUACGUCACUGUAUACCUUUAGCGUGACGGACACAGACACGAUAACAUGCAGCGUGGACAAUACCAAGUUUGAAAUACAGACCGUUGGGACAAAUUUCCAGCUUAACCUGAAGGCGGGGUCGUCAACAACGUUAAACCACGACACGACACCGAGCGAGACGAUGACGAUUACGUGCACAGACGGCAGCGACUCCAUUACAAGUCCAUAUACAGUCAACAUUUCCGACGAGCCGCCAACGUUUACAGGACUAGGCGGAACGUCCGGCCCCAUCGGAGACCUCUCCGCCGCGGGUACCUCAAUCGUUCAGUUCACGAGCACCGACCAAGAUGACGUCGUUUCCUGUUCAGUAAAUGCACCGGAAAACGCAGUGUUUGGGGUGACUGCGGUGGACGGUGUAGCAGGAACGCAGAAGUUUGACAUUGAGACCAUAGCCGCCCUUGAUUACGAUUCUGCGACGUCAUAUACUGUAACAGUGUCGUGCUCUGAUGGCGUCAACGUUGCGACGACGUUAUCUCAGACCGUCACCAUAAACGAUGAACCACCGACGUUUACGGGUUUGCCGCUCACGCAUGCUACGUCACUAGAUGAUGGGCCACAGACUGCGACGUCACUUUACACGUUCAGCGUCACUGACGCUAACGAUCAGGCAGACAUUACUUGCACCAUACAGGCGCCGGAUGAUACGUUGUUCAGUAUAGUUAAACAAACUGCACCAGAGUUCGAGGUGUGGACACAGGCGGCCACGUUAGCAGCGGCCGACGGUCCUUACGUCCUCAAUAUAGACUGUGUAGAUGACCAAAACCCGGCAAAUACCAUAUCAUCUACCUACACUGUACCCAUCACUGAUAAGGCUCCAACAUUUGUUGCUGGAAUACCCGGAACUUCACCAAAUCUUCCUGACAAUACGUUGACGGAGACGUCACUAGGUGCUUUUACCGUGAGUGACGUCGACGUCACAUGCACUGUAGCGUCCUCGGUGUAUGAACUUCGCUCUGUUCCCUCGCCGCCCGCAGAUGCAAACCAACCAGAGUACGAGAUAUGGGUCGCUAGCUCUGUGACGGAAGCGGAUAUCGAUUUCGACGACCAGACAGUUCCGUUGACGUUAACUAUUACGUGCACGGACGGUAACGUUGCCAAUGACAUCACUGGCAACUUUGACGUGAACAUCGUAGAUGCGGCACCCGUCCUGACCGGCCUGCCCUUCACAAUGCCUGCAGCCAGAGACGACGGUCCUCAGACCGCGGAGACGUUACACACGUUUAGCGUUACCGACGGCGACGAUCAGGCGAUAAUUGCAUGCUCCAUACAAGCCCCGGAGAACGCGUUGUUUGAAGUGGUCAAAGGCACCGAGCCGGAGUUCAACAUCAACGUACUAGCUGUGACGUUAGACGCUGCAAACAACCCUUACGUCAUCAAUGUCGACUGUGUCGACGACUCAGCUAACACAGUGAGCGGCACAUUAACCGUUCCCGUGCAAGACAAGGCUCCGACAUUUAUUGCUGGUAUUCCCGGAACGUUUUCACCUCUCUCUGACGACACAGUUGUAGAGACGUCACUAGGCGCGUUCACUGUAAGUGACGUCGACGUCACGUGCAGUAUUACGUCACCAGCACCGCCGUCAGUGUAUGAACUACGUGACGUGGCAGCACCCGCAGAUGCGACCCAGCCAGAAUUUGAGGUAUGGGUCGGUAGCUCAGUGACGGAGGCUGAUAUAGAUUUCAACGACCAGUCUACGGUGGCGUUAACUAUUACGUGCACGGACGGCAACGUCAUUAACGACAUUACAGGAACCUUUACCGUGACCAUCACAGAUGCUGACCCGGUAUUGUCAGGAUUCCCCACAACGCCCUACCAGACACUGCCGGACACAGAACCUACCGAACUACAGCUCGCGACAUUCAACAUGGCCGACUCUGAUGACGUCAUCACCUGUCAGGUAGACCCAGGAUCAGCCGAAGCCACGAGUUUUGAAGUUCGAGCUGGGACUCCUCCAGAAUUUCAGAUUUGGUUCAAGGGAACACCACCUGCCAAUCUCAAUUUUGACGUCAGCCCGUCCCAUAAUCUUACUAUAGUUUGUGACGACGGUAAUGUCUUCACACAGACAGAGACGUACACUGUGGAACUUGAAAAUAAACCUCCGGAAUUCACGAACCUACCACCAGCAACUAACCCAUCCAUUGCUGAGUCUGUAACCACAAAGACACUGCUGUACACACUCACAGUGUCGGACAAUACAGUACCAGUCUGUUACCUCAGUGACACAGCUUUAGCAGCCGGGAUGUUACCUCUUGAACAGGGAACGGUGGCUUUACCAUUAACUGAGUACCAUGUAUACGCACAUAAUCCGGACUCGUUUGAUUUUGAGAGCAGUUCCGGUUCCGUCACCGUGGAUGUCACGUGCGGGGAUUCCGAAUCAAUAAUAGGAGGCAACUUUGUUGUUGACAUCACUAAUGAGGCACCAGUUAUUACCAAUGGAGGUGGAAGUGGCACGGUAGCGGAAAGCAAUACGGGAACGAAAACGUUCAAGAAGCUCAGCUUUGAAAGGUUCGACGCUAAUGAUGCCGAUUGUACCAUGACAGACAACGAUGGGGGUCCUUUUGACGUCAUUGGCAAUACUAUCGUGAAAACUGCUGGAGACCUAGAUUACGAAACCAAGACAACGUAUAACCUCGGAAUAACAUGUAGCGAUGGACUACUUUCGACAACAGAUUCAUACACCGUCAAUGUAGAAAAUGAGGGCCCAGAUAUCACGAACUUACAGACAGGCGUGAGCAUAAAUGAAUGGCAAUCGGACGAACUCCUUUUGAAGGAUCUAGUGUUGUCAGAGGACGCAACGGACUGUAGUCAGGUGGCGCCUGUACAAGACGAAUUCUCGAUAAAGUUUGAACCCACAACCAGUGCAUGGUCAGUAUAUUACGUAAGCGAGGGCGUGGCGGGGCGCCCUCUCAGUUACGAGACGAAUCCGGCCUACAACCUUAAAAUACAGUGUGUGGACGCCGCUGGGGCCGCUGGACCCGUGCGGACAUUGACUGUAAACGUUGUGGACAAUCAGGCGCCAACAUGUGCGAAUAUUCUUAGUUCACCAAUUACGAAGGUAUCACUUAUUGCCAAGGAUUUCGAUGCGACAAGCCUGGUGUUUUCCGCCACUGCUGAUGACUUCGAAAAUGAUGACGUCACGUUCUCGUUACCGGCAUGUGAACCAAACGAUACAUGUCCGUUUAUUAUGACACCAAAUGGCGAUAUAUACACGAAUGUUGACCUUCACUCCCAUAACCAGUCUGACUACGAGUUGUCGGUGAAGCUGGAAGAUAAGUACAACCCUAACACCCCACCAUGUACCCUUCUUAUUGAAAUUAUAGAAAUUAACACGGUUCCAAACAUCACGAAUCUACCUCUUUUGGACGUUGUUGCCGUAUAUGAAAAUAACCCGGCAGGGGUCGUAUAUGACGUCGAUCACGAGGACCCAGAUACCGAUGACGUCAUCACUUAUUACUGUGAUUUUUUGGACGGAGGAGAAGAAUACUUUGAGUGUAAUUCAUUAACCGGAGAAAUCAGCACGAAGCAGAGUAUAAACUUUGAGGAAGUGACGGUUCGUGAAUACGAGGUAGACGUGCACGUCAAUGAUGGUUACGCCGACUCAACGGUAGAGACGCUGACUUUACACAUCAGUGACGUCAACGAACAGCCGACCUUCCAGACGGGUAGUUGGACCAUAACAAAACCGGAUGAAGGAGGGCCUGGAGAACAAAUUGACUGCCCAGCUUUCAAGGAGGAUAUUAUGGACGAGGACAUAAAUGACGUACACACCUACAAAAUGUCCUGUCCGGGAGGGGCCGGUGUGUUUGUUAUGGACCCGCUGACCGCAUGUGUGACCAUGACAAAAGAGUGGGACCUGGAUACGGCUCCCAGGCGUGGAGGGACCGGUACUAUUGUCUGCACGGUGACGGCUACAGACAGGCGUGGGCUUGAAACAACCACAACUCUGAAUAUCGUGAUCAACGAGGAGGACGACAACAAGCCGUACCUUGACCAGACGUCAUACGUCUUCUGCGCUGCAACUGGCUCAACUGGGGGUACGCUGGAGACCGUCUCCGCCUCUGAUAAUGACGUACUAGAUGCUAACAAGGAACAUACGUUUGAGUUCACAGGAAGCGGACCAUUUUCUGCCAAUGGGGACGGACUCCUUUCCCACGGUGAUGUUAGCAGUUAUGCAAAGGGUACAACGUUUGAAACAACACUGAGAGUCACAGAUGCAGCCGGCCAUUCCGAUGAAUCGCCUGUUACUAUUAUUAUUUGCGACCCUGUGCCGUCACAGUCAAGCUCUAGUUCAUCAAGUUCAUCAUCCUCUUCUACAUCCGGAUCUUCGGAGAAUUUCCUCUUCUGGUUAAUCCCCGCCAUUUUGUUGGGUGCACUCUUGCUCGGGCUUCUGGCGUUCCUGUUGCGAAAAUGUUGUCUUGCGGGACGUUGUGGUUCCUGUUACCGCUCUUACCCUAAAGCCAUACGCACUGUACGCGCCGCCCGCCCUGUGCAAGUCGUGCGCCAGCCCGUGAAAACAGUCCGCCCGGUGACGAGGCCCGUCCAGAUAAUUGAAGAAAAGCCGCCAGUCAGAGUAGCCUCGCCCCCGCGUGAAAAAGGAACUAUUGCGCCAUUGGAACUGCCGAUCACACAUUUCCAUGCACGAGACAUAGGCAACCUUGGUGGCAGAUAUCCGAUGUCGUAGUCAUAUUUUCAGAGCUGCUCUUCAGUUUUUUUAAACAGAUUCACUACAGUUUUCAAAGAGAUUCACUUUAGUUUUCAUUAAGAUGCACUACAGUUUUCGGAAAAGAGAUUCACAACAGUUUUCAGAGAGAUUCACUACAGUUUUCAAACAGAUUCACUGCAGUUUUCAAAGAAAUUCACUUCAGUUUUCAAACAGAUUCACUGCAGUUUUCAAACGGAUUCACUACAGUUUUCAAACAGAUUCAAUACAGUUUUCAAAUGAAUUCACUUCAGUUUUCAAACGGAUUCACUGCAGUUUUCAAACGGAUUCAGUGCAGUUUGCAAACGGAUUCAGUACAGUUUUCAAAUGGAUUCAAUGCAGUUUUCAAACGGAUUCACUGCAGUUUUCAAACGGAUUCAGUUCAGUUGCCCUGACAAUACAUUCUUAUAAAGAUCGAAUUUGAUUAUUCAAAGUAUUUGUGAUAUAUUCGAGGGACUUGUGAAUGUUUGCUUAGUUUAUGAUGCUCCCAUAGGCUUUUAGGCGUGGUAUAGAUUUCUUUUAAGAUUUCUUUUUUUAUACUUAUGUGUCUGAAAACCUUUUGUAAAUUGUUGGCAGUUUUUGAUAUCUGUUCAGAUAUACAAUAAUGGAAUAUGCCUUUAUUAUAACUUUAAUAAGCAAAACAAAGAACAUUAGUUUGAUAGACAUGCAUGUAUUCAAAUGUCUCAAGUGGUUAUCAAAAAUAAUGCUUACCAUAGUCCAUAGCGGCUGAGUAUGUCGUCAAAAUUUCGAAUUUAAUCGUUGUUCAAUUAUUCAACGUUCGUAACUUAAAAAAACAACGUUGUUGACAACUUCGAGAAAUGCUUUGUUGCUCAGGUACUACAACUCAUUUUUAAUAAACUCUUGCCAUAUA
Messenger RNA from Mya arenaria, 6639 nucleotides. Its product is annotated as cadherin-23-like. Gene Ontology annotation, molecular function: calcium ion binding. Bases 117 to 5750 code for a protein of 1877 amino acids. The transcript has 38 exons. Gene Ontology annotation, cellular component: membrane. Gene Ontology annotation, biological process: homophilic cell-cell adhesion. The record is from RefSeq and is a predicted model, not a curated record. Lineage: Eukaryota; Metazoa; Mollusca; Bivalvia; Myida; Myidae.